CCCUGCAAACUGCCCCCACAUACAUUGGCAAGUAGUAAGACUAGUAGUACUUGCAACAAAGAAGUCACAACUCACAAACCCCAACAAAAGAAAAAUAAAAACUCACAAACAUUCACUGAAAAACCAAACUUCUUUACUCUUCUUCUUCAUCAUCUUCUUCUUCAUCUUUCUCUCUCUUCUGUAAUAAAACACUUUCUCUCUCCUCUGCUUGAAAAUGCCAAGGCCAGGUCCAAGGCCAUAUGAGUGUGUUAGAAGAGCUUGGCAUAGUGAAAGACACCAACCCAUUAGAGGCUCUCUCAUUCAAGAAAUUUUCAGGAUUGCAAAUGAGAUUCAUAGUCCAGCAACAAAGAAGAAGAAAGAAUGGCAAGAAAAACUCCCCAUUGUUGUUCUUAAAGCUGAAGAAAUUAUGUACUCUAAAGCUAAUUCUGAGGUUGAGUAUAUGGAUCUUAAAACUUUGUGGGAUCGAGCUAAUGAUGCAAUCAACACCAUUAUUCGUCGUGAAGAGGGGUCUGAAGAUACAGGGGAGUUUUUGCAGCCUUGCAUUGAAGCUGCUCUACACUUAGGCUGUUUCCCAAGAAGGGCUUCAAGGAGUCAAAGGAACAAUCUUCCGAAAGGUUACUUAACCGGAAAUCCGGAUUUAACCAAUGUUAUAGAAGGAAAUCCUAAGCACACUUCAUCCUUUGUUCCACAUUACUCGAACUUUCUAGGAAAAGAGCCACAAAAUCUUGUUCUUCCCAACAGAAGUUGCUUGAACAAUGAACCCUUCCUAAGUAGCCAAAAUGGCUUGCCUCGUCUAGGUUCAUUUCCGUCUCCAUCUUAUGCUGUUUAUCCACUGUACUAUGGAGGCUACUCUCAACCUAUGGAACCACAACUAAAGCUUGGUGAUCCUUCUACUUCAAAAUCUAUUAGCAAUGCCCGGCCUGAAAUUGAUUUAUCUCGAAACUUUUCCUUGUGUAAUGAGGAAAAUACAAUAAUGAGGAGAGACCAACCAAACAUACCUAUCAGUCCACCUAUUAAUGAAUGUGAUUUAUCUCUUCGCUUGGGAAUUUCUUCAGUGCAAGAGGAUGAAAAGUCUCUUUUAAAUGGUUUUCAAGAGAAAAUAAAGGUUAUGGGUUCAAGGAAGGAGUCUAAAGAGAGGUUUUCCUUGUAUCCUGAGAACAAUGCUAGCUCCGCUAAUGUAAGUUUGGACAUAAAUUUGAUGGUAAGGAAGCGAAAGGCAGUUGAUCAAGAUCCGCAUCAUUCAUGGGAGCCAAAGUUCAUGCCAACUUACUCUAGUGAAGGAACAAGAACUGCAGGUUAGUUAAUAGCGCUAUCGGCCUUCAGUAGAUGGGUAGAGAAUUGCAAGUAUUAGGGGGAAAGUUCUUAUUGUUGUGUAUGUAAAAUUUGUAGUUUCACUUUGCGAAAUGCUUACUCAUUUGGCUUGUUUGAGUUGUGCCAUUUGCUAGAAUGAGUUGCUGCUUGUGAAUCAUUUCGUUUCCGUGAAAUUUGUACAUAACUGUAGUCUGUUGUAUCAAAUGUGUUUCAGCUGCUUCAUUGGCUA
Beta vulgaris subsp. vulgaris (sugar beet) is the source of this 1540-nucleotide messenger RNA. RefSeq lists its product as hypothetical. Gene Ontology annotation, biological process: regulation of DNA-templated transcription. The transcript has 4 exons. Bases 215 to 1300 code for a protein of 361 amino acids. The record is from RefSeq and is a predicted model, not a curated record. Gene Ontology annotation, molecular function: transcription coregulator activity. NCBI's taxonomy places the organism in Eukaryota, Viridiplantae, Streptophyta, Magnoliopsida, Caryophyllales, Amaranthaceae.